ACCCGAUUCCGUUAUUCAUUGGCUAUUUCAGUGCCAUGUCCGAUGCCGGAAGGAGGAGGGAGCGGGAAGCGUUAUGGCGACGACGACGACAACGACGACAGCAGAGCCAGAGAGUGGGGAGGGCGCUCAAGAGAUGAUGGAGGUUGAUAAAAGGAUUGAAUCAGAAGAAUCUGGAGAUGAUGAAGGGAAGAAGCAAGCAGUUUGCAUAGUAACAGACCUCAGUCAACAAAGUCUAAAAGAAGAGCAGAAUGGAGAGAAUUUAACAGGUGAAUCAGAAAUUCCAGUGGAUAUGGAAACUAUUAGCUUGGAUCCAGAGGCCGAGGAUGUUGAUCUGAAUCAUUUCCGAAUUGGCAAAAUAGAAGGGUUUGAGGUGCUCAAGAAAGUGAAGACACUUUGUCUUCGACAGAACUUGAUUAAGUGCAUUGAGAACCUGGAACAGCUGCAGACUCUCAAAGAGUUGGAUCUUUAUGACAAUCAGGUUCGUAAGAUUGAGAACCUGGAGGCCUUGACAGGUCUUGAGAUCUUAGAUAUUUCAUUUAAUAUUUUACGACACAUUGAAGGUUUGGAUCAGCUCACUCAGUUAAAGAAACUCUUCCUGGUCAACAACAAAAUCAGCAAAAUUGAGAACCUAAGCAACUUGCAACAAUUGCAAAUGCUAGAGCUAGGAUCUAAUCGAAUCAGGGCAAUUCAGAAUAUUGACACCCUGACUAACCUGGAUAGCCUAUUUCUGGGGAAAAACAAAAUCACUAAGUUGCAGAACCUGGAUGCAUUGACAAACCUGACAGUGCUUAGCAUACAGAGCAAUCGGUUAACAAAGAUUGAAGGACUACAGAAUCUGGUAAACCUGCGAGAGCUUUACCUUAGCCAUACUGGUAUAGAGGUCAUUGAGGGCCUCGAGAAUAACAAUAAACUUACAAUGCUGGACAUUGCAGCCAAUAGGAUCAAAAAGAUUGAAAAUAUCACUCAUUUAACAGAACUCCAGGAAUUUUGGAUGAAUGAUAAUCUUAUUGAAUGCUGGAGUGACUUAGAUGAGCUGAAAGGAGCCAAGAAGUUGGAAACAGUCUAUCUAGAGCGAAACCCUCUCCAGAAAGAUCCCCAGUACCGUCGCAAAAUCAUGCUGGCUCUUCCAUCCGUCCGGCAGAUAGAUGCUACCUUUGUCCGAUUCUGAACCUUCCCUGGCCUUUUUCCUUUGCCUUUCUUCCUCUCAGAGUGUCACACUUGAGAUUUUUAUCCAUAUACUGUGCCCUCUGUCUUCAGCCUGCUGACACUUACAGAGGAAAUGGCCAACCAGAAGCACUGAUGUCAGACCUUGCAUACAAUGCACACACUAUUGUUGUUUUGGAAUAUUGUUGUUAUUAUUAUUAUUAUUAUUAAAUCCUAAGGUGUAAAAUCUCCUGGUCAUAAUGGUGUCUGUCUGAAUUAGGCAAACUAUCAAAUAAUUUGUCUAAUUUUUUUCAGUGCUCUGACAGCCUGCUUAGAACUAAAUAGCCUCUGACAGGUUAAUGUAUUGAAACAUAUUCCUUUCAUUAUGUUUUCUUUCUUAAGGUGAACAUAGAAAACUUAGAAUCAUACAGUAAACACAGAAGCAAUCAGAACUAUAGAAUAAAUUGCAUUAUAUUGCCUACUGAUAGUUUCACCUAUGUACAUUUUCUCUACCAUGUAAUUGACUUGCUCUUUUCAAUGUACACAUCCUUGUUUCUCACUAUACAAACAAGGAUAUAUUCAAUAUGCCUUUAUUUACUUUGCUGAUCACCUAAUUUGCAAAGCUUUAUGCUUCUGACAUGCUGUUCUAUACCUUGUUUCCGUUCUGCAAAAGAUGAUAAAGCAAGCUUGAUAAUUAACACAAAAUGGAUUUCAAACACUAAUUAUUAAAGGAAGAAGACACAAUC
Molecule: messenger RNA, 1889 nt
Organism: Crotalus tigris (Tiger rattlesnake)
Lineage: Eukaryota; Metazoa; Chordata; Lepidosauria; Squamata; Viperidae
Gene: PPP1R7
Product: protein phosphatase 1 regulatory subunit 7
Exons: 10
Coding region: 74-1168 (364 amino acids)
Molecular function (GO): protein binding
Source: RefSeq, a predicted model, not a curated record